Alligator sinensis (Chinese alligator) is the source of this 4965-nucleotide messenger RNA. RefSeq names its product lysine demethylase 2B (gene KDM2B). The record is from RefSeq and is a predicted model, not a curated record. Gene Ontology annotation, biological process: protein demethylation; regulation of transcription by RNA polymerase II. Lineage: Eukaryota; Metazoa; Chordata; Crocodylia; Alligatoridae. The coding region runs from base 89 to 3886 and encodes 1265 amino acids. The transcript has 22 exons. Gene Ontology annotation, molecular function: transcription coregulator activity; zinc ion binding; histone demethylase activity.
AACUUUAGAGAGACCUGGAUGGCUUGUGCUUGCCCUCCUCCCCAUGGGGGCCAAAACAUGCAGGACAGGAACUGUUGACAAUUAAGUGAUGAAACUCUCCAAAAAAAUGGAGGCAGAGAAAGACUCUGGAAGAAGAUUGCGCUCUAUUGGUAGAAGAAGGUACGAUGAGAACGAGGACCUCUCCGACGUGGAGGAGAUUGUCAGCAUCAGGAGUUUUAAUUUGGAGGAGAAGUUAAAGAGUAAAAUGUAUCAUGGGGAUUUCGUGCAUGCCAUGGAAGGGAAAGAUUUCACUUUUGAGUACGUGCAAAGAGAAGCUCUCAGGAUUCCCCUUAUUUUCAGAAGUAAAGAUGGACUUGGAAUUAAAAUGCCUGACCCAGAUUUCACCGUCAGAGAUGUGAAGUUACUAGUGGGAAGCCGUCGGAUUGUGGAUGUAAUGGAUGUGAACACACAGAGAGGGGUUGAGAUGAGCAUGUCCCAGUUCGUGAGGUAUUAUGAAACACCAGAGGCCCAGCGUGAGAAGCUUUACAACGUCAUCAGUCUGGAGUUCAGUCACACCAAGUUGGAGAACAUUGUCAAGCGCCCCAAUGUGGUGGAUUUAGUCGACUGGGUGGAUAACAUGUGGCCGCAACAUUUGAAGGAGAGACAGACAGAUGCUACUAAUGCCAUUUCGGAGAUGAAAUACCCUAAAGUGAAAAAGUAUUGUUUGAUGAGCGUGAAAGGAUGCUUCACUGAUUUUCACAUUGAUUUUGGUGGCACUUCAGUGUGGUAUCACGUUUUCCGAGGAGGGAAGAUCUUCUGGCUGAUUCCGCCUACUCUGCAGAAUCUAGAACUUUAUGAAGAAUGGGUUCUCUCGGGAAAGCAAAGUGAUAUCUUUCUGGGAGACAGGGUGGAACGAUGCCAAAGAAUUGAGUUGAAACAAGGCUAUACAUUUUUUAUUCCUUCAGGGUGGAUACAUGCAGUUUAUACUCCAGUAGAUUCUCUGGUGUUUGGUGGAAAUAUCCUGCAUAGCUUUAAUGUUCCCAUGCAGCUUCGCAUCUAUGACAUUGAGGACAGAACAAGGGUGCAUGCCAAAUUCCGUUAUCCUUUCUACUAUGAAAUGUGCUGGUAUGUUCUGGAGAGAUACGUGUCCUGUGUGACCCAGCGCUGUCACCUCAGCAAAGAGUACCAGAAAGAAUCAAUGUUAAUUGAUGCAAAAAGAAAACGCAGCAUAGACAGCUUCUCAUCAGAUUCCUGGUUAGACAUGGAUGAAGAAUCUUGUGAUGCCCACCCCCGGGAGGAGAAGGAUGACAGCUUGGAUCAGAACCCCAAACCCGUGGGUGACGGCUCCUCCUCGCCCAACAGCACACACUCCGAGGGGAAGGAAGGGGCUGGGAGGAAGCAGAAAGCCACAGUAAUGCGGUACCUCAAAAGAACUUUGUCCAAUGAGUCAGAUGACAGCGUGAAGUCGACAACCCCCACGGACUAUCCCAAAACGCCCACAGGGUCACCAGCCACAGAAGUCUCCACCAAAUGGACUCACCUCACAGAGUUUGAAUUGAAGGGUUUGAAAGCCCUGGUUGAAAAGCUUGAAUCCCUCCCAGAGAACAAGAAGUGCGUUCCAGAAGGCAUUGAGGAUCCCCAGGCUCUGCUGGAGGAUAUGAAGACCAUUCUGAAGGAGCAUGCAGAUGACGAUCAGAACCUUGCCAUUUCGGGGGUCCCCGUUGUAAGCUGGCCUAAGAAGACCACAAAGAACAGAGCAGUCGGACGGCCCAAAGGGAAGCUGGGCACUGCCUCUGCAGUGAAGCUCGCGGCGAAUCGGACGACGGCAGGAGCGCGCCGGAGGAGGACGCGAUGCCGCAAGUGCGAGGCGUGUCUGCGGACAGAGUGCGGCGAGUGUCACUUCUGCAAAGACAUGAAGAAGUUCGGGGGGCCUGGCAGGAUGAAGCAGUCCUGCAUCAUGAGGCAGUGCAUUGCACCGGUGCUGCCUCAUACUGCUGUGUGUCUGGUGUGCGGAGAAGCUGGGAAGGAGGACACGGUGGAAGAGGAGGAGAGCAAGUUUAAUCUCAUGCUAAUGGAGUGUUCUAUUUGUAAUGAAAUCAUACACCCAGGAUGCCUUAAGGUGAAGGAGUCGGACGGCGUGGUUAACGACGAGCUGCCCAACUGCUGGGAGUGCCCCAAGUGCAACCACGCAGGGAAAACUGGGAAACAAAAGCGCGGACCAGGAUUCAAAUACGCAUCCAAUCUCCCAGGCUCACUGCUGAAGGAACAGAAGAUAAAUCGAGACAACAAGGAAAUUACAGACGCUGCAAAGCGGAAAAGCGAAUGUGAAGAGACCCCCAGGCGGAAGUCAGAGGAACAUGCUAAGAAGUCUCCUGUUGACUCCAUCUCGAGGAGAAAGUCGGAUGAGGUGCAUCUGCGAAGGAAAAGGAAAUUUGAGAAACCCCAAGAGCCUGCUAUGAGGAAACGGCUAAAACUUGGAAAAGAAGAGAAACUCUUCAGGAAAAAGAGGCGAUCGUGGAAGGCGACAGACGACCGACCCACUGUGGUCAAGCCCCUGCGGCGUCUGAAACAGGAGCCUGAGGAGGACCUGCCAGAGGCACCUCCGAAAUCCAAGGAGAGUGACCAGUCACGAUCAAGCUCCCCCACCGCGGGGCCCAGCACGGAGAGCGCCGAGCCCAGGGACAAGAAGAAGUUCAAGAUACGGCGGAAAAGGCGGCUCCCGAAUAAGGAACUGAGCAAAGAGCUCAGCAAGGAGCUCAACCAGGAGAUCCAAAAAACCGAGAACAGCCUUGCCAACGAGAACCAUCAGCCCAUCAAGUCGGAACCAGAGAGCGAGAACGAGGAGCCCAAGCGGGCGCUGAACAACAGCGAGAGACACCACAAGUUCAGCAAAGGGCUGAACGGGACUCCUAGGGAGCUGCGGCACCAGCUCAUGCCCAGCCUGCGGAGCAACCUGCGGGGCAUUGCCCGCCCGCCCCCUUCGCUCUCUCCUCCCAAGUGCAUCCAGAUGGAACGCCAUGUCAUCCGCCCACCCCCCAUCAGCCCCCCUCCGGACUCACUGCCCUUGGAUGAUGGGGCAGCCCACGUGAUGCAGAGGGAAGUCUGGAUGGCUGUCUUUGGCUACCUCAGUCAUAGAGACUUGUGCAUCUGUAUGCGAGUGUGCAAGACCUGGAACAGAUGGUGCUGCGAUAAACGACUAUGGACCAAAAUAGAUCUGAACCAUUGUAAAUCCAUAACUCCGCUCAUGCUCAGUGGUAUCAUCAGGAGACAGCCUGUAACCCUUGACCUUAGCUGGACAAACAUAUCCAAAAAGCAGCUGAGCUGGCUCAUCAAUAGGCUCCCAGGUCUGCGAGACCUGCUGUUAUCAGGGUGCUCAUGGAUAGCAGUGUCAGCACUUUGUAGUUCCAGUUGCCCUUUGCUCCGAACCCUGGAUGUCCAGUGGGCAGAAGGAUUAAAAGACGCACAAAUGAGAGACCUCUUGUCACCGCCAACAGAUAACCGGCCAGGUCAGAUCGACAACCGGAGUAAACUGCGGAACAUAGUUGAGCUGCGUUUGGCUGGUCUGGAUAUUACAGACGCUUCUUUGAGGUUGAUCAUAAGGCACAUGCCCCUGCUUUCCAAACUCAAUCUUAGUUACUGUAACCACGUGACCGAUCAGUCGAUCAAUCUGUUGACUGCGGUAGGAACCACCACACGGGAUUCCUUAACAGAAAUCAACUUAUCAGACUGCAAUAAGGUUACUGACCAGUGCCUGUCUUACUUUAAACGCUGCGGAAACAUCUGUCAGAUCGACUUGAGGUACUGCAAGCAAGUGACAAAGGAAGGCUGUGAGCAGUUCAUAGCGGAAAUGUCAGUAAGUGUUCAGUUCGGUCAGGUGGAAGAGAAACUUCUGCAAAAACUGAGUUAGUUAAAGGACAAGUGUGUAAAUAUUGGGGCAAGGGGCGGGAAAGGGACUAACAACCUGCAGGAUUUUAUUUUCAAUUGGAAACUUGGAAUAUAUCAAAGAUUGGAUUUUACAAGUCCUGUCAAGGAGAGAACAACAUUUAAACUACCCACGUAAGAAUUUCAACCUGUGCCACUAAGUCAGUCUACCUGGGAUGUCCUGCACUGGCUCUUAUGCAAAUCCAUAAGGCGACUGUUAUUGAUGAUAGAUGCUCACACCCGGAAGAAGACUGAUCAUGAAGAAAUACUGUUAUUUAAAGUACCACAGCAUGUGCUUGGUAGUGUAAAUUUAAUUUCCGCUCCUCAUUUCUUAAAAACAAAAAAAGUUGGUGUCAUUGAAGUGGACCAUGCACUGCAUUUCUGCCUUCUUAACACGUUUUGUUUUGUUACAUCUGACAUUAUGCAGAACUAUUUUUGUACAAAAUUGUUUAAAAAUUAUUUAUGCAAUGUUUGAAUGCAUUACCAGUGUUUUGGUUUCGAUUGCCAAUUUUUAUCUUUACUUAUGGUAGGAGAGAACUUAACCUAUACUUCGUAGACAAUAUCCAUCUCUACAAAAUGUGCCCAGGUCAGGAAAAGUAGGUUAAUACUUUCAACUUAAGCAUGUUUUAAUGGAAGUUUAUAUCCUGCUUUGUAUACUUCAGAAGUGACAUAAGCAUGUUGUGGAAAUAAGGUGUAAAUUAUAGUUGAAGUAAGACACUUUGCCAAGUUUUAUCUGUAUAGAAAUCACCUUUUUCUCAAAAUUUUAAAGAUUCCAAUUUCAGCUUUUGCACAUAGGAGGGUUUCACUCUGUAGCAUGAGCUCUUGUACUCAAUAUGAAAUUUAAUUUAUACAGUGAGUCAAGCAGUAGAAUAAAUGGUCAAGCGUAGUCUUUUUCUCUUUCUUUGAAGUGUGAGUUGAGUUCUCAUUUAAGGUUUAUGACAUGGUUAUUUCCUGAUUGUAAAAUUCUGCAUUCAUAAGUGCCAUUGUUGUAAGGUGGUGUUUUCGUAGACCUUCCUGAUGCAGUUUUACCUUUGUUGAAUUUGUAUAAACAAUUGUACAAAACCA